This is a messenger RNA of Ochotona curzoniae (black-lipped pika), 1688 nucleotides long. It is a transcript of the gene GPR173, whose product is annotated as G protein-coupled receptor 173. The transcript is spliced from 2 exons. Gene Ontology annotation, biological process: G protein-coupled receptor signaling pathway. Gene Ontology annotation, molecular function: G protein-coupled receptor activity. Gene Ontology annotation, cellular component: plasma membrane. NCBI's taxonomy places the organism in Eukaryota, Metazoa, Chordata, Mammalia, Lagomorpha, Ochotonidae. The record is from RefSeq and is a predicted model, not a curated record. Bases 271 to 1392 code for a protein of 373 amino acids.
AUUUAGACCAACCCAGCUGUAUCCACGGCAACCGAAGCAGGAGAGUCACUGGCCUCCCGAUCACAGAGAGUCCCACAAUGUGGCCUGAGAUGUGACCGAUCUUGGGGGUGGAGACAGCUUGAGCCCUCUUCCUGGAUUCCAAGACAUUCCUGCUGAGAAAGCCCAGGUAAGCAGUGCAGCCCACAGGAUAACUGAUGGAGUCCCGCAGGGUCCAUCAGGUACCGGACUGGCUGACCCCGUAGGGUUGACAGCAGCCCUUGCCCCCUCAGUAUGGCCAACAGCACCGGAGAGCCCGAGGAGGCGAGCGGCGCCCUGUCCCCGCCAUCAGCGUCGGCUUAUGUGAAGCUGGUGCUGCUGGGACUCAUCAUGUGCGUGAGCCUGGCAGGCAAUGCCAUCUUGUCCCUGCUGGUGCUCAAAGAGCGUGCCCUGCACAAGGCUCCUUACUACUUCCUGCUGGACCUGUGCCUGGCUGAUGGCAUACGCUCUGCCGUCUGCUUCCCCUUUGUGCUGGCUUCUGUGCGCCACGGCUCCUCAUGGACCUUCAGUGCGCUCAGCUGCAAGAUCGUGGCCUUCAUGGCUGUGCUCUUUUGCUUCCAUGCGGCCUUCAUGCUGUUCUGCAUCAGUGUCACCCGCUACAUGGCCAUUGCCCACCACCGCUUCUACGCCAAGCGCAUGACACUCUGGACCUGUGCAGCUGUCAUCUGCAUGGCCUGGACCCUGUCUGUGGCCAUGGCCUUCCCACCUGUCUUCGAUGUGGGCACCUACAAGUUUAUCCGGGAGGAGGACCAAUGCAUCUUUGAGCAUCGCUACUUCAAAGCCAACGAUACACUAGGCUUCAUGCUUAUGUUGGCUGUGCUCAUGGCAGCCACACACGCUGUCUAUGGCAAACUCCUCCUCUUCGAGUAUCGUCACCGCAAGAUGAAGCCAGUGCAGAUGGUGCCAGCCAUCAGCCAGAACUGGACAUUCCAUGGCCCUGGGGCCACCGGCCAGGCUGCUGCCAACUGGAUCGCCGGCUUUGGCCGCGGACCCAUGCCACCAACCCUGCUGGGUAUCCGGCAGAAUGGGCACGCAGCCAGCCGGCGGCUGCUGGGCAUGGACGAGGUCAAGGGUGAGAAGCAGCUAGGCCGCAUGUUCUACGCGAUCACACUGCUCUUCUUACUCCUCUGGUCACCCUACAUUGUAGCCUGCUAUUGGCGAGUUUUUGUGAAAGCCUGCGCCGUGCCCCACCGCUACCUGGCCACCGCUGUCUGGAUGAGCUUCGCCCAGGCUGCCGUCAACCCGAUCGUCUGCUUCCUGCUCAACAAGGACCUGAAGAAGUGCCUGAGGACUCAUGCCCCCUGCUGGGGCACAGGAGGUGCCCCAGCUCCCAGAGAACCCUACUGUGUCAUGUGAAGCAGGCUGCUAGGCAGACAGGCAGGGAAAAGGUCAUGGCCACCAUGACGGGGGCCCCCAGGAAGGGCCACAUGGGGCCCCACACAGGAGCCUUCUUUUUUUGAGCUCCAGCCCCAGUCCUUAGAACCACCCAGAACCUAGGCACCUUUCCCAGCACCUCCCCAGGGUGGGAGACUGGGAAAGAGAUGUUCCUAGUUUUGUGGGGUCUGUCUCCACCACCUCCUUCUCCACUUUCUACAAUCUCAUUUUCUCUCUCUCUUCUCUCUCUCUCUCUCUCUUUCAGAAGUGACAAUUCA